Molecule: messenger RNA, 4813 nt
Organism: Carcharodon carcharias (great white shark)
Lineage: Eukaryota; Metazoa; Chordata; Chondrichthyes; Lamniformes; Lamnidae
Product: meiosis initiator protein-like
Exons: 16
Coding region: 205-2124 (639 amino acids)
Source: RefSeq, a predicted model, not a curated record
GGCACACGUGACCUGCCUAAAAUGGAGCAUUGAGGUUGACAGGCUGCCGUUCAUAUUCGCUGUGGGGGAAGUGGACUCUGCAAGCAGCCGAGAGGCCAAUUGGAGGUUUUUUGCCGAGGGAGGUUUCCAUAGGUUGGCACCUGCUGGUAAAUUCCUGGCUCUGAUUCUGAGGGGGACGAGAGGUCAUGUAGUCAAGGAUCUUUAAUGACAGAGAGAGAAAGAAUAAUGACCUCCUUAAUUGAAGUGAAACAUGAAGCGGAGGAUUGGGACUUUGUGCAAAGCACAGAGAUUCCCACAAGAAGGGACGUCCUGGCCUUGAAUUACAGAGAUCUGCUGACCCCAGACAGCCAGAAAAUUAAACUUUUGCCUCUACAACAUCGUCGAAAGCAAAGGGAGCAGUAUCGCAGCAACGUGAACUCACUGCAGGAGCUGGCUGCUAUCCUGCCGGCCCCUCCACAGAGACGGGAGAAAAGGCUGACAAAGAAGGAGAUUCUGAACCAGGUUUUGCGAUACAUUGCAUUUCUUAACAAGCACAUCUGCAACACUAAAUCCCUGUUGAAGAAUCAUUAUGUGGCAAUAGAUGAAAGUGAAUACUACUUAAAUGGAGAGGAAUCUUCAAGCCCAGAAGAAGCUGCACAGAGUAACACAGAGAUCAGUCCUCCCUCCACACCUCCAACCAUAAAGAAAAUGAGGCUGAGGAACAUCUGUCCCAAACCAAGGAAAAAGAAGUGGGUGGAAAAAACAGAACGGAGACAGAUGCUGAAAUCACACCACUGCCUCUACAGUGAGGCAGCACUUUACGAUAAUCACUUGGAAACAGAAGGCCAGCGGGAGGUUAAGCUGACGUGGCAAGAGCCACCCCUGGAUACUUCUUCCUCCAGUUCCUGCUCACAGGACAACACUGUCAGGCCCCCGGGCCGCGCACUGUUCCUUACUUUGCUGGAGCUGGCAGAAUCAGGAGGUCCCACGGGAUCCGGUCUCAGAAACACAGGGAAGUACGAGACAAACAAUGACCCAAAGGGAUCUCCUGAAAGCGAUGAAAGAAAGAUGAAUUGUAGCAACGAGUCCAGCGUGUACGACCCACUGGUCAACUCUCCAUAUCUAAGUAUGAAAGAUCAGAAGCUGGUUCACUACCUCUCAUCCCACGACGAGGAUGAUGAUGUCGACCGAAGUCCCUGGCUUCCACAGGAGUCCCCUCGAGGAGGAGCAGAGAUCCAUUCUCCCAUCAGUGACUCUCUAGCCACAUCGGGGCUACAAGCAACACUGGGUUUGAGUCCUUCCCUCUUCUCAUCUCCAGGGCGCCACAUUCAACUUCUGCAGGACAAGAAGGAAAACCUGGCUCAAGCCUUGUUCGGAGCUGUGUGUCUUAGCCCAGAACUCCCAGCGACCAGACCUGGGGACUUGAAGCUGUCUAACGCAGGUCAAAACCAGCAAUAUCCUAACGGUUACUGGAAUCUCACUUUAAAGGACGAUCCAGAUCAAAUUGUGCCAGCAACUCCACCGAUGACCUCCGACUCGUUCCAGUCCACCUUCAUUUUUGACCACUGCUACCUCCCAUACAGUGAGACAAGUAGGACAGACUCCAGUCAAGCCGACAGUACAUCUUCAGGGGACAAUUCCUGCCAGAUUUGUCCAAGCUUAGAGAAGUGGGACAGACAUCUUCUGCAGGAGGACAGUGAUGAAAGCGAACACUGGCUGUCCUCAAGCGAUGACAUUGAAGAUAAUGACAUCACCUGGACUCCGUACUGCAGGGGAAAAUUUUUGCAGCAAACGGCUUUGAGUAAACAGAAGCGCACCAGGAUCAUCAGCCAAGGCAACCACAGGAAGAUACGAAGGAAGAGGUGCUGCACGCUCCAACUCAAGAAAAAAUGUGUCAAUGGCUUUAUCAUGUUCUGUCGCAUUAACAGAAGGCUGUACAUCAGUGACCAUCCCGGAACUGCUUCCACAGUCGCUACCAAAGCUUUGGCUCACGUGUGGCGCAGCAUGUCAAAGAAUGAACGGCGGCCGUACUGCAUCAAGGCCCGUGAGUUCAGCAAGAUGAAUAACCGCAUUGUGAGGCUGGAUAGCUCGUCGAGUGAAGAGAGAGAGGAGGUGAAGAUGCCCGAACCUCUCCAUCUCCUGUAAGGUGCCUUCUCAUUCUGAGACACACGUGUACACACUCAGAAACGCAUUCACAGUGCCACUCCGGAAUGUAGAGGACUGCCUGACCUAAGUUAAGUUGCACGAGAACAUCAUUAAUCGUAGAAGAGUCGCUUGAGGUGGACAACCCUGAUGUACUCAAAAUUUCAGCAAACUCAGUAAUGUCUUGGAUCUCCGAGGCAAGUGUAAAAUCUGCAAAAUCAUUGUGUCUCUUUUAAUAUAUAUGGAGAAUUGUGAAACAGAAAUUUUCGUCUGCAGUUAAUAUUGAACAACGGCACUCAUCUAAAUAUUUGAAGAAAUAGAACAUGUUGACAGUGGUGCUAAAGUUUAGGUGAAUGGUGGUGUUCCCAAUGGAGUGCGUAGCUGUAACAUUGCGCAGUUUGGGUGUAUUUGAAUGUGAUGCAGUUAUCAUUCAUAUCCAACAUUUCUUUUUAAGUCUGUAUGAAAGCAUGGCAGCACUGUCGACCGAGCUUGGCUCGUAUUUAUGUUCAUGCUGAGCCACUGUUGUGACCCUGGGGGUAUAGUUUUUUCAAAGCUCUCACACCUUUAUCGCACAGCCCUCUGUACUCUGCAGCAGCUCAUCCUCCAGUUGCAUGAAAAAUCCAGCUGAAUGGUCGCGAUUCCUUAUAUCACAAGCAAUGAUGCCACCUCCUUGAAAAUCCUUUCGGUCUUUCGCCCCUCGGAUUUAACCCCACUCUGACGUGAGUUGUGGGCAGUCUCCCGCUCCUUCCCCACCUCCAUUUCCUUGUGGGCAUGAGCAACGGUACAGCCACCUCUAGUUUGGCACCCAAAUUGCGACCUGACCGAGAUGCCAGAGGGGGAGCUGGUGUGGGAAAUGGACAGUGUCUCACUGGUGCUGUAGAUGGUGCUCAACAGGGGCUGGGGCUGGGGCUGGGGUGUGUAGUUGGAGCAGAGAAGUGGCCUGCUCCUGCUCCUACUUCAUAUGUUUACUUGGCAUCUAUGUCUGAUUUGAUAUUGUGUAAUGGGACAGGGUAAGAGGAGUCUUACUCACCACCUAAUCAUGCUUGACUUGACUGAGAAAUGUUUGAUUCUGGCUCUGAGUGCCCUAAGACUGAAAAAAAAAGUGUUCCAUUCACCAUCCUAAACAGCACAAAAUUUGCGACCAAAAAAAGUUUAUUUCUACUUCAAGCCAAUAUCAUAAUUGAGAGCUAAUUCUUAUAGAAGGACAUCACUGAAGCAUUCAACAGCCAGUACAGUUUGCAUUUCAUAUUAAAAUGCAAAUAUAACUCAUCACUUUAACUUGACCAAGAAAGAGUACACAAAGAGGAUAAUUUAUAUCUCACUCAGUGCCAACCACAACUCGAGGCACUUUCAUUUUACAGAGAUGCAGUUGACAGCAAGUGCAUGAAUCUCUUCUUGUCAGCCGCACUGCUCAAUAUAACAUAUUCCACCCAGCCUGUCCGGGCAGCGCUGCAGACUAUUUUGCAGCUGCACCAAUCUCGCAAAGUGACCUGGCAGCUCACUGCGCCAGCGUGCUCGCGCCAUGACAGGAGCGUGCUUUUAACACUGGGCUGGCACACUGUGGCAUUCCUGAGGCCGUCGUGAUGUUCCUGGCUCACCCUUUGAGCCAUUUUCCCGUCUCAGCCCGCUGGGAGACCAGGAUGAGGGAACAGGAAGGUAGCGGGCACCCCUUCUGAAGCUGGAACACAAAGAAAAUGCAAUGAAACAGCUUCUCUCUUGACUCACUCACCCCUGAAUUGUCAACUUAAGUCAGACAGUUUCCAUUAUGUACUGAUUAAAUUAGCAUAAAAUCUAAUUAUCUGAUUGUUUCAAAGGAACACAUAUCAAUAUAAUUUAUAAAAGAAAGACUUGUACUUUUAUAUAGAUUCAUCACCAUUGCCCUCAAGCACUAUUUAAUUACUUAGAAGUGCAUUCUCUUGUUAUGUAGGCAAACAUGGAACCAUUUUUUGCACACACUGUGAUUCUCACGACCAAUGAAAUGAUUGGCCAGAUAUUCUCUCUUAUUGGCUGAGCGUAGGGAGAAUCAUCAGCUAGAACAUACAGAACUGCCCACUCUUUUUUUUGAAAUAGUGCUGUAGGACAAUGUCUCCAACAAUGCAGCCCCUCCCUCCCUCACUACUGCACGGGUGCGUAUCCCUCGAUUAUGUGCGCGUGUUCUGGGGUAGGAUUUCUGACCCAGAGGCACGAGUGCUAACCACUGAGCCUGGUUGUCAUGGUGACUUCCAACUGUGGCAAUAUCCUUUUACAGAUAAUUAUAACUGAAGUUUAUGCCACAUGUUUUUUGUACGGCUUUGGAAAAGCGACACCUCGAAUCACUAAUCCAAAUCUAGCAUUGGUCCUCCCUGUAGGACAAUUGCAGAGUGGUGAUGAUAGGUGCAGUGAGGACAAUCACAUUGUGUAUUAACCAUGCCUGUUGGUUGAAGGAUGGUGCAUGGAGGAGAACAGUAAUCAUAAAGGCAGGGAGUUGGCUGCCUUAGGUGAGAGCGUGUGCUACUGGCCUGGUGUCACUGGCACCUGUUACAUCUGCACUGCAGCGGGAGACCAUUUCUGUUGUUCCACUGCUAACUUCCGUGUUAAGGUAACUAAAGUUUCCUAAUUGAUUUGCAAUUUGGAGGGAUGAGAAAAUAAAGUCGCACAUUGACAUUGUUUGACAAAGCCGUUAUUAAUCUGUUAUUAUGGUUCCUAUUUAUUG